Molecule: messenger RNA, 6974 nt
Organism: Pelobates fuscus (common spadefoot toad)
Lineage: Eukaryota; Metazoa; Chordata; Amphibia; Anura; Pelobatidae
Gene: PLXNB2
Product: plexin B2
Exons: 39
Coding region: 363-5891 (1842 amino acids)
Biological process (GO): regulation of cell migration; semaphorin-plexin signaling pathway involved in axon guidance
Cellular component (GO): semaphorin receptor complex; plasma membrane
Molecular function (GO): protein binding; semaphorin receptor activity
Source: RefSeq, a predicted model, not a curated record
UCUCCUCUCCCUUUCUCUGCUCUUUUUUCUGCUUCCUGUCUCGUAUUGUGCUGGGGAGCGGAUGUGUGCAUCGCCCACAGGUGUGUCUCUCCCAGAGAGGGAAGCUGCAGGUCCUGGUGGUGUACUCUGCGCUGAUAUGGCCCCAGGAGUGUGCAGGGGCAGUGGGCACGGCGCUGGACUUGGCUUGCAGCUGGAGGCUUGCCUGUGAUCAGCUCUAAGUGUGCUGGGCACUCUGCUUCAACUUUCGAUUUGUGGGUACCUUUGUAAAGCUUUGCGAACAGUGAGGAUUUUCUCGCUAAUCACAGGUUCCAUUUAUUCUAUGAAUUUCUGGCGCUGAAUACUUCACAGGGUUUUACCCAGACAUGGCUGUAUGGAUUCACGCUUUCAGCAUCCUGAACUGCAUCAUAUUGUUAUCGAAAGCAGAAGUCUUUAAACUUUUUACCAGUGACAAUGAAUUAAAUCACUUGGCAGUUGACCAUAGCACUGGUACCGUUUAUGUGGGAGCAGUCAACCAUCUUUACCAACUUAAUGAGAACCUUUCGCUCCUCGUUAAUGUGACCACAGGUCCUAAACUUGAUAAACAUGUUUGCACGCCACCCAUUGAUGCAAAUCAGUGUCCAAAUGCUGUGAUGACAGACAAUUACAAUAAACUGCUAUUACUAGAUAUUCCUAAAAACCGAAUAGUUGUAUGUGGAAGCAUUUUUAAAGGAAUAUGUUCCCUGAGGUCCAUGGUGGACAUCUCAAGUAUACAAUCUUAUGAUGAUACGAGAGGAGAAAAAUCUUUUGUUGCGAGUAUCUAUGAGAAAAUUACUACUGUUGGCUUGGUCACCGAUAUGUCCUCUUUGGGUCCAAGGGUUCUAUUUGUUGGGAAAGGCAAUGGCCAAUACGACAAUGGAAUAAUUAUUAGCACACGGAUACUUGAUCAACAAGGGGACAAAGAUCCCUUUGAGACCUACAUGGAUUCGGCAACAUUCAAGCAGGCAGCUAUCAGUACCAACUUCCAGCAUUUUGUAACGGCUUUUGAGGAUGAAAAUUUUGUGUAUUUUGUCUCCACCCAGGCUGAUAAAAAUUCCAAUGGCAAUCGAACACUUAUUACCCGUUUGUGUAAAAAUGAUUCCAACUACUUUUCCUAUAUUGAGAUGGAUUUGCAAUGCAAAGACAAAGAUGGGAUCAGCUUUAACAUAUGCCGCUCGGCAUUCAUUACCGAGCCUGGGGAGAAGUUGGCAAGUCACAUAUUCACGUCUUCCGAAAAUGGGAAGGUGCUUUUUGGGGUUUACAGUAAAGAUGUUCCAAAUCAGGAAACGACUGCCCUUUGUAUGUUUUCGCUAAGGGACAUAAAUAAGAAAUUUGAAGAGAACAGAGAUGCGUGCUACACUAGUAAGACGGACAAUGUAUUCAAGGAUGGAAAGAAGAUAUUUUACAAGCCAUAUGGUGCCGAAAUCAAAUGCGGAGGAUCCAGUUUAUCGAAUCCAGCCAGUAAGUAUCCCUGUGGAGAUGAGCACUUACCAUACCCCUUGGAAUCACGAGAUGGAGUGGUGGCAGAACCAGUGUUGGUGCGAAAAACGAAUCCAUAUACCUCCGUUGCUAUAUCCGUUGUGAAUGAGCAUACGGUUGCAUUUUUGGGUACAGCCGAAGGGAAGCUUGUUAAGGCCUUUCUAGGGGAACAGUCUAGUGAGUACAAGACAAUACACUUGGACUCACACAGUGCAGUGAAAGAUGGCUUGGCCUUUGAUGCGUCUAGAGAACAUAUAUAUGCAAUGAAUAAAGAAAAGAUAUAUAAAGUACCCGUCCAGAAAUGCCAUCAAUAUUCGGACUGCAAUCAAUGCAUUCAGGCAAAAGAUCCUUAUUGUGGCUGGUGUGUGCUAGAUGGAAAAUGUACCACGAAAGGAGACUGUAUGAGUGCCGGGGAACCAAACCACUGGUUAUGGAGUCGAGACGGAGUUUGCAUAAAGGUCGAGAGUGCAAACCCGCAGAAUAUGAGCGUGAUGGCCCCUGGCAAGGUUGUUUUAACUGUGAAUCCACCUGUAACCUUAAAAGAUGAUGACCACCUAAUGUGUACGUUUGGUGAUAAAGUAGACCACGCUGAGCUGCAUGAAGAUGGGACCAUAUCUUGCCCUCCUCCUGACAAUAUUCCUGAAACCGAAAAAGGGAAAGAUAAUGUGAAUGUCACUAUUAAUCUACACUUUGAAAAGCGCGAAACUGUGUUUUUUGCUAAUUAUUCGUAUCCAUUUUAUAACUGUAAACAAGCAAUGUAUCUCUCCGAAAAUUUGCCGUGCUCUUCUUGUGUGAACAGUCAGUGGAAAUGUCAGUGGGCACCAGAUAAACACACUUGUUCGGAUUUUAACCUAGAUACGGUGAAUGAAGGAACGAUCACAAGGGAAGAAGAUUGUCCUCAGUUCUUUGAUCCGGAACCUUCGAUUAUUCCAAUGGAACAUAAAACCACCAUAAAAUUUAAAGGGAAGAAUCUGGAACAUUUUCAGGGAGAGGCCUUCAAUGCUGGCUACAAUCGCACCGAUUUCGAAGCAGCUGUGAGCGAGGAGUCUGGAGAUUUUUCACUCGCCAUACCAGAGAUCGCGGCACAAAAUAAAGACAAUGUCCCUCUGAAUAUUUACAUAAAGGUGAAGGACAGGAACAUUGACAGCAAACUGAAUGUAAAUCUAUACAACUGCUUUUACGGAAGAAGUGACUGCAGUUUGUGUCUCGCUGCCAACGAUACCUACGAGUGUGUGUGGUGCAACAAUAAAUGUGUUUACAAGGAAAAGUGUACGGGAACGCCAACCUCAGAGUGUCCUGCUCCUGUCAUCACAGAUUUUGAGCCUAAAACGGCUCCGCUACUUGGUGGGAUUCGUCUUACGAUAAAGGGAUCGAAUUUGGGUGUGAUCGAUACAGAUGUGGAAGAAAUAAAAGUUGCAAACACUCCGUGUGAAUUUGUGAAAGAAGAAUAUUCCGUUUCCACCCGGGUUGUGUGCACAGUUGGUGCAUGCAUUGACGGUAGCACCUCAGGAAAUAUCGAAAUAAAGGUUAAAGAGAAACUGGGAAGUUCCCCGGAGGGUCUUAUGUUUGUCUAUCAGGAUCCAGGUCCAAAUACAGUAACCCCAGCAGAAGGUAUUUUAGCUGGAGGGACUAACAUAACGAUUACUGGGGAGCAUUUAAAGACUGGAUCAAUGAGUGAUAUCAAAGUAAUGGUUGGAGAUAUACCCUGUACUGUCAUUGAAUUUGGUGAAAGCAUAGUGUGCUCUACAGGACAAGCCGCAAAGGACGGAGAAGUGAUUGUCACGUUGCAGUACGGGACCCAGACUAAAAAAGAGGCCGGAAAAUUCUUCUAUAAACCCAAUCCAGUUAUUAUGCAUUUCAGUCCAGACAAAAGCUUUGUAAGCGGAGGAAGAAACAUUACAGUUUCGGGGACAGGAUUUAACCUUGUUCAGAGUUUAAGCAUGAUCGCCACGUUUCCUAAUGGAAGAGAGGAAAGACACACAAGUGAACAGGAUCCCAGAUAUAGUGAAGAUGUCCUCGAGAGAGUCAAUGAUUCCCUGCUAAUAUUCUCUACUCCCAAAGUACCAGAAAACAUACAGAACUCUGAGGUUCUCACUGUGAUUAAAAUGGACGGGUACGAGACACCUCUGCAGACAAGGGAUCUUAAUUUCGGUUAUGUAUCUGAUCCUACAUUUGAGAAUUUUACAGAUGGAAUUAAGAAACAAGUGAACAAUCUAAUUAAUGCAAAGGGUACUAACCUCAAUGCCGCAAUGUCCAUACAAGAGGCGAAGGCAUUUGUGGGAGAGGGUCCUUGUAAGAUAAGUACAUUGACGAACACCGACCUUUACUGCGUUCCACCAGACGAACAACCACUUCCUAGAAGGCGACACAAGAGAGACACCAGCAACAGUCUUCCUGAAUUCAUAGUUAAGUUUGGGAACAGAGAGUGGGUUUUAGGAAAGGUAGAAUACGGCCAAUCCGCAGCAUUUCCUCUGAACAUAAUUAUCCCCGUGGUUCUGAUUCCCAUGAUUUUAAUCAUCGCCAUUUCAAUUUACUGCUACAGGCGGAAGAGUCAGCAGGCCGAGCGGGAGUACGAGAAAGUAAAACUGCAGCUGGAGGGCUUGGAAGAGAGUGUGCGAGAGCGUUGUAAGAAAGAAUUCACAGAUCUUAUGAUUGAGAUGGAAGAUCACACCAGUGACCUCAAUGAAGUGGGCAUCCCAGUUCUGGAUUACAAAACCUACACCGACCGCGUGUUCUUCUUGCCAUCGUCCAAUUAUGGGGAGAACGAUGUAAUGAUCACUGGUCGGCUGGAUAUUCCCGAAUCGAGAAAGCAAACGGUGGAGCAGGCACUCAACCAGUUCUCAAAUCUUCUCAACAGUAAAUCUUUCCUCAUCAGUUUUAUCCACACUCUGGAGGCCCAAAAGGACUUCUCUGCCCGUGAAAAACUCUACUUUGCUUCCUUGCUGACCGUCGCGUUGCACGGAAAGCUGGAGUACUACACAGAUAUCAUGAGGACUUUGUUUCUGGAGCUCAUGGAGCAGUAUGUCGCCAAGAAUCCUAAACUGAUGCUUAGAAGAUCGGAAACUGUUGUUGAACGUAUGUUGUCAAACUGGAUGUCGAUUUGUUUAUAUCAGUAUUUAAAGGACACAGCUGGCGAACCGCUAUACAAAUUAUUCAAGGCAAUCAAACAUCAAGUGGAAAAAGGCCCUGUGGAUGCUGUACAAAUUAAAGCCAAAUACACACUGAACGAUACGGGAUUACUGGGGGAUGAUGUCGAAUACACACAGUUGACUGUUAAUGUCAUUGUCCAGGGGGAUGACGCCGAACCGGUACCCGUCAAAGUUCUAAACUGUGAUACAAUCACCCAAGUGAAAGAGAAGAUAGUGGAUCAGGUUUAUAAGAACAUUAAUUUUUCACAGAGGCCAAAAGCAAGCAGCCUGGCGUUGGAGUGGAGGCCUGGCUCUACAGCACAGAUAUUGUCCGAUUUGGAUUUAACGUCCCAGAAGGAAGGCCGGUGGAGGCGUGUUAAUACACUCAUGCAUUAUAAUGUAAGGGAUAAUGCCACUCUUAUAUUGUCGAAGAUUGGAAUCUCUCAACAACAAGAGGAAAAUCACCAUGACUUCCCAGGGGAGAGGCAUGCUUUACUCGAAGACGAAAACAAAACGUGGCAUCUUGUCCGUCCAGCAGACGAGGUCGAUGAAGGCAAAUCCAAAAGAGGAAGUAUGAAAGAGAAGGAACGAACGAAAGCAAUAACAGAAAUCUACCUAACAAGGCUACUUUCUGUCAAGGGUACGCUACAGCAGUUCGUUGACAACUUCUUUUUGGCCGUUCUCAAUUCCAACCAAGUGGUACCUCCAGCUAUCAAGUAUUUCUUUGACUUCCUUGACGAGCAAGCCGAAAAAUAUGAAAUUAAAGAUGAAGACACUGUUCACAUAUGGAAAACAAAUAGUUUAUCUCUAAGAUUCUGGGUUAAUAUCUUGAAGAACCCACACUUCAUAUUUGACGUACAUGUUCACCAAGUGGUGGACGCGUCCUUGUCGGUCAUAGCACAGACUUUCAUGGACGCUUGCAGCAGGACGGAGCACAAACUGAGCAGAGAGUCUCCGAGCAACAAGUUGUUAUACGCCAAGGAGAUUUCAACAUACAAAAAAAUGGUGGAAGACUAUUACAAAGGCAUCCGUCAGAUGGUAUCGGUGAGCGACCAGGACAUGAACACACAUUUAGCAGAAAUUUCAAGGGCACACACAGACUCACUAAACACACUUGUAGCACUACAUCAGCUGUACCAGUACACAAAUAAAUAUUAUGAUGCGAUCAUAAAUGCUUUAGAAGAAGACCCGGGAGCGCAGCGCAUGCAAUUAGCAUGCCGGUUACAGCAGAUAGCAGCAGCUCUAGAAAAUAAAAUCACAGACCUCUGAUUGGAAAGAACAUGUUCCUGAAGAAAAAGAAAAAAAUCACAAAACAAAGAUGUUAACAUUUUUCUCUUCUUAAGGAAACAGAGUAUUAUAUUUUUUAAAAUGUCCUAUUGCCUGUUUUUUUUUUUUAAUUGAACAGAUUCAUUUGUUUUCAUAGUGUACACACAGUGUAAAGUGAGGAAACAAACAAAAAAAAAGUUAAAAUGAUUUUUACUGUAAAUGAAGCCUCAAAUUUUAAAAUGCGUCCUACGUGGGGUGGGUUUUUAUAUAAUGGAUGAACUUGCACAAAACAGUCAGCUGCAUUAACAUUUUUUUAAAUUGGGUUUUGCAAAUCCGUUCCAUCUUUUAUUUUAUUUUUUCUUAUUUUUAUUUUUUUUUUCCCCAAUGUGUUUUUUAGCCAAGCAAUAUGUUUUAUAAGCAAUCAUUUCAACUCAAAAGGACUUGGCAAUUCUUGCACUUCCUCACGUUUUCCAUACAUAAGAUGAACUGGACUUGCAGUAUGAAAUUUGCACAUUUGUAUGGAAACACGGUGCCAUGCGGCUUGGAAAACGCAACGUACGGCUGCGCAGAUUGUAAACGGAAUUCAUGUUGCCAAUACAAGCAAAAGAUAAAACACAAAAAUCUGAUUUCACUGAAGCACAAAUCAAGGCUUGUCGCGUUUCCCCUUUUUUACGCUGAGUUUUAUUUUAUAUAGAUAUACAUUCUAAUGUGCCUUACAUGUUCCAGACAUACAGAUGAAUACAUGAUUUUGUAAAGAGUACAGAAAAUUUAUUUAUGCCACUGAUUUUUUUCUUCUUUUUUCCUUUUGUGAAAAAAAGAAAUCGUGACCUACCUGUAAUUAUUUGUGAGUCACUUUAGUACAAGCUGACCUGAAAAUGUACAAAUUUCAUAUGUUUCUCUUGUAUUAAAAUGUUACUAGUAUUUGUUUUGUUGCAUCCGGUAGCUUAAAAAAAACAAAUGCACCUCUACAUUGUAUCUUACAUUAGGAUUGUAAAACGCGUUAACAAUACUAUAUUCAUGUUAGAAAUACCACAACCAGCAUCUGAUUGUAAACUUGAGAUCUCCAAUAAAGAGUCUCACAUCUUA